Danio rerio (zebrafish) is the source of this 5224-nucleotide messenger RNA. The record is from RefSeq and is a predicted model, not a curated record. NCBI's taxonomy places the organism in Eukaryota, Metazoa, Chordata, Actinopteri, Cypriniformes, Danionidae.
UGAGAGAAAACAGCACAGAGUUUCACAACCAAGAACAGCAAAACUGAGCUUUAAUAAAGCACUGGGUGAGAAGACAUUCUAAUAACAGAGAAAUACCAAUGAUAAAGAAAAUAACAGUUAUCAUCUUAAACAACAUGUAGGCAAUCCAGAAAAGUGGUGAAAAUGAAUCAAAAGACAACACUUCCCUGCCAUGUGAAGGAAUGGACAAAAGAGCAAGUUCAUUAUUGGUUAACUGAAGUAGUUAGAUCAGAUAAAAAAUAUGUAGAAAAAUUAUAUGAAGAAGAUGUAGACGGAAAAGCAUUAAUUUGCUAUAAAUCAGAUGAUCUUCAUUACCUUGGCAUUAAGCAUGGUCCUGCUGUUAUUAUUAUCAACCAAUUAAAGGAGUACAGACGGAUUCAUGAACCCCAUUUUGCAUCCCCUGAACAUUCCCCAACACAACAAGAAGAGGACAGACUGGAAAAACCAGAGGAAAUUCAAGACCUCUCAUCAGAUCAAAUGCCUAGGCACACUAUGAAAUCGAAAGGAAAAUCGAACCAAAAAAUGAACUCCAACAAAUGUCGAACAACAAACACAGAUUCAUUAGAUAUAAAAACAAACCCUCAAACAGCACAUUCUCAGCCAAAAGGACCUCUAGCUAGUACCUUUACCAAAGAAACUGAACUAGGAAAGUCACCUGCCUUUAAAACAGCAGUCAUCAAUGAAGAAAACAUAAUAAGCAAAGAAAACAGCACAAGAAAAUCUGAACAACACUCAUGUAGUUUCUACAAAUUUGACCAGAGCUCUGCUUCUCAUCGAUACAUUCAAAACUACGUAUUGCCACCAGAGACUGGACCAGACAAUCUGAUUGAUCCAGUUCAUGAGUAUAAGUUUAUGGGCAGAACAGAUGAUAUGACUGUGAUGAAGAAGAAGUUCAAUAAGGAGGUGUUUCGCUUUGCUGCUGGCUGCAUGAACAGCCGCACUAAUGGAACAAUCCACUUUGGUGUAGCUGACUCUAAAGAUUCACACUAUGUUCAUGGAGAGAUCAUCGGGAUCAGUGUUGACAAGAAGGAUGCUAUCAUUGAUCACUUUCAUCAGGGCAUUAAACAAUACUUUGAAGAACAAACACAAGAAGCAAAGGCAUGCAUCAGACAACCACGCUUUGUAGAAGUUCUCUGUCCUGACAGCACUCUAUCUGGAAAAUAUAUCAUAGAGGUGGAUGUUGUACCAUCCCACAUCAUAGUUCAUGGAAAGCAGUUUGAAAUCCAGACUCUCGAUGAAGAAAAUCAAUGGAAAAAGAGCAAAGGAAAGUCACUCUUCAUCAGAGAUGGAGCUGCAACUAGAGAUAUUUAUAAAAUUGGGAAUCCAAAAGACUUGCACUAUGAAUUGACACGAAUAAAUGAACAAAUAAAUGUUCUGGACAUGAGGAGGAGGGAGGCAGAAAAGAGACCCGACAGCAAAAGAACAUCAAAUCAAGGGGAAAAACUGAAGAAUCUGCUGACAUGUGGAGGAAACAGACUGAAUCAUUAUGAUUAUUUCAUCAUUGUAACAAACAAAAGUCACCCUGAACAGCUGCAGCAUCUUCAGUUCAUGGCAACCUUAAAAUUGUUCUGUGUGCUGGACUUUGAUCCAGAUUCUGUAGUAAAUGGAUCCUGCCACAAUUACAAAGAUGUUCGAAUUGCAAACCUUCACACAGCAAGCCAGUUUAAUGGGGACCCAGGAGCAAUUGUGAAAAAUCUCAACUUGUACAAACAAACAAGUUGGGUAUUCUGUAACGGCAGAAAAGACCUUAAUACAGAAUCUGACCGACCACUUAAACCAAGUGAAUGGUUAAUACAUAAAGCAGGAGAGGUACAAGACUUGAUCUCUUUCAUCUGCAAUCCAUAUACUCUCCCAAGAGGACGAUUCUUAGUCAUAUUUCUCCUCCUCUCCACUGUUGAGGCUAUGAACGACCCAAUUUUUGAUACAUUCAUGUCCUUUUAUAAAAACCUUGGUGGUGCAAAGAACAUUUUAAGUAUUUGCAGUUCUGAUGCUUCGUUUCAAAAAUGGAAGGAUUACAUUCAGGCCAGAUGUGAACAUGACAUCAGUCAGCGGAGUAUAUAUGAUCUGGAGCUCAGUGAAAUUAAUGGGACGAUACUGAAACUGGGACAGAACAAGCAAAAUGCACAGAAACUUCUUCCAUCUGCUGAAGGCAGUUCAGUGAUUCUGCAGAAGAAAGAUGAAGACCUCAUGACAUCCCUUGAUGUCCUUUGUGAGAAUGAAUGUGAAAAUGAAUAUGACGAGAGCUCUGCAGAAUUUGAAGAGUUCAAAAUUAAAACUGAGUCUGAGUUCUACAGGGGAGGCAAAGUCAAAUGGUGGAACUUUUACUUCUCAGAGCAACCUGCAGCAAAACCGUUCAUAAAACGAGACAAACACUCAAAACUCGAGAAAAGUAUCAGAUCUCAGACCAAAAAUAACACAAGAACAUGUGUCAUGGUGAAUCUAUUUCAUCACCCUGGGUGCGGCGGCACCACCAUGGCCAUGCAUGUGAUGUGGAAUCUCAGAAAAGAAUUCAGAUGUGCGGUGUUAAAAGACAACACCGUUUCAAAGGACGAAGUGGCCAAACAUGUUGCUCAUUUGAUGAAGUGUGGAAAAAGUGAGCAAUCCUUAAAAACACCAGUCCUGCUACUAGUGGAAGAUUCAGAAGAAACAGAAAACACAGUUGAACUUCAGCACUCUUUGAGAAAAUUUACAAGAGAAACAGGAGCAUUUGUCAUCAUCUUAAACUGUAUACGCACAAAAACGCCAAAAGUUAGGUACUACAAUACUGUCAUUGAAAGUGAGUACAUUACAGCAGCGCUAUCUGACAAUGAAAAACGUGCUUUUGAAAUGAAGCUUAAAGAACUUCAAGAAAUAAAGUCUUUCACAACUGAGAACUUCUACAGUUUCAUGAUCAUGAAAUCAAAUUUUGACACUGAAUAUGUUGAAAAUGUUGCAUCUAACAUUCUGAAAGAUUUCAGAGUUGAAAGCAAACAAGCACGACUCUUCUGCAUGCUGGCUUUACUUAAUACAUAUGUGCCUGAACCAGCCAUUUCAAGAUCUUUAUGUGAAGAUUUUCUAGGUAUAAAAUGUGCAUUGUGGGGAAGAGAAUCAGUGCUGGAGAAAAUGGAGCCCUACUCCUGUUUGUUGAUUGAUUUCGAGGCAGAGGAAUAUGGAGGACUUAAAGCAAUUCGCUUUGUUCAUCAGAACCUUGCAACAGAAUGUGUGAAACAACUAGAGGAGACACAUAACUGCUCUAAGGCUGAAAUAGUACUAGAGAUGUUGCAUUGUGAUGCCCUUUUUAAAACAUUUGCAGUAAAGGAUGUUCUUGUUCAGUCCAUCAAAUGCAUGCUGAUCACUCGUCAACGCAAGACAGAAGACAAUGAGAAAGACACUCUGUUUUCACCUUUGAUAGAAGACAUAAACUCAGGAAAAGAUGGAUUGAACAAAAUCCAAGAAAUCUUUAUUGCAGCAUCAGAAAGAUUCAAUAAAGACUUCACAAUACCUCAAGCUCUAGCAAGGCACUUCUACCUGAAUGAAAAAAACUUUACUGAUGCUAGAACAUGGGCAAACAGUGCGAAAGCAAUCAAAGAAAACUCCUACACUUUAGAUACGGUUGGACAAGUUGCUAGAAGUGAAUUAAAACAUAAGAUUGAGUGUAAAAAGCAGGAGAAGAAACCAUGCUCAGCUGAAGACUUGAAUGAUUGUCUUGAGUUAGCAAGCACAGCAACCAAAGCUUUCAGAAGAGCUCAGAGCUUGGCAAAGACAGAUGAUGUUCUUGAAAGUGAACAAGAACUACACAGAAAGUUGAGCCCAUAUAAUAUAUCUGGCUACAUGGGUGAGAUUGACACAGCCAUGAUUGUUUUUGACAUCAUCAAAAAACUGGAACUCUUUGAGAAAGGUGAUCCGAUGAAAGACCAUUACAUCCAGAGCUUCCUCAAAGGAAAAAUGCCUUUUGAAAACAUUCAGUUCUCUAUAAAAGAAUCCAGCAGUGAAUAUGCUGUGGUUCUUAAGGACUAUGAACAUUUUCUGAAAUCUUUAAAACCACAGGUGAAAGAGGCAUUUGACUUCCUUGAAAUUUACUUCACUUACAUGAGAGAAAAGAGAGUUGAUGAUGGAAAAGAUAUAAAGAAUCGUAAAAAACUCUCUGCACACUACCAAAACUACAUUGCAUUAUUUUGCUCAUCAGCAGAAGAAAAGCAAACAGAGAGAAAUCAAAAACCAAAACUGAGUUUGAAUAUGAAAAUUGAGGAGUAUCGAAUGUUCCUGGAGGAAAGCAGAGCAGACAUUUUCCCAGGUCUUCUCAGGUUUGUUGAGGAUAGGAAUGAGACAGUAGAAAUGAUCGCUGAAAAAUACUCAUUCAUACUUGAGAGUUCUGCCAUCAAAACUAUAAAGGACAAAACAAAUCAUCUGCUUGCACAUAUCAUACUUAAGUUGAUUUGGCCAAAAUCAAAACUAGCAAAAUCCACAGAGGACCUCAAUGUGCUUUUAAAAGAUAUUCUGCAAGAGGUCAGUACACAGCACCAACAUCCAGAGCCGUUUUAUCUGGCCAUACUCUUGCUCUGGCCAGGAAGAAAUGUCAACAGCAGUGGCAUUAAGAUUUAUGUUGAUAAAAUCAGAAGCUCAGCAAGAAAACACCUCUCUUACAUGUACAGAACAAGGUCAACCAUUGCUCACUUCUUCCUGGGAAAAUCUGAUGGAAUACAAAGACUUGUGCCAAAGGUUUUCCUUGACAGAUCUAUCAGGAAUGUGCGGGACCGCAACAUUCUUUGGCAAACAGGAGAAAUCUUUAAGGAACACCCAAUAACUAGCAAGCUUGUCAGAGUAAAAGGAACUAUUGAGGAUGGAGAGGUCUUCACAGAGUAUGGUAAUCUUAAAAUUCCUGUGAGACCUGCAUUUCUAGGUGGAGUGAGAAGCGGCUACAGCACUGAGGUAGUGUCCUUCUACAUUGGCUUUGCCAUGGAUGGUCCACUUGCUUAUGACAUUCAAUAUGAAGAUGACAGAUAAAUAAUAAAAGAAAUUAUGAAUGUAGAAAAAUAUAUUUCUAGUUAGUUACAUCACUAUGUAGUAGGCAUAGGAAGAUAACCGUUUUUAAGGUAUACCGCGGUUUGGACUAGUCAAGGUUUUAGAACCGCCAAAAUGUUCUGUAAAACCAUUUCUAAGGUAUGUGUAAGAUUUUUUUAUUUCCUUUUUUUUUAUAGGACAACAGUAUCUCCAGUAGAAAAGAUAU